Leguminivora glycinivorella is the source of this 2043-nucleotide messenger RNA. RefSeq names its product tetraspanin-33-like. Gene Ontology annotation, biological process: protein localization to plasma membrane; protein maturation. Gene Ontology annotation, cellular component: membrane. Lineage: Eukaryota; Metazoa; Arthropoda; Insecta; Lepidoptera; Tortricidae. The transcript has 7 exons. The record is from RefSeq and is a predicted model, not a curated record. Bases 169 to 999 code for a protein of 276 amino acids.
UCUAUGCUCAUCUGUCAAACCAAUAAUCGAACGGACGUUGUGGUUGGGACACAGAAUUACUCAUCAAUGGAUUAUUUAUAUUGAUAUUAUUGUAAAUAGUAAACUCCUGGUAGUAUUUAUUAACCCAAAAUCAUUUUAAUUGCUGUUAUAUGACCUAAAAAAAUAACCAUGCAGCGUCGAAGGGGACCAAACUUUACGUACGUUAGUGGCUGUGUGAAAUAUAUGAUUUUUGUGCUGAAUUUUGUGUUUUGGUUGCUUGGAGGACUACUCAUAGCUAUUGGAUUAUACGCUUUCCUGGACAAAUGGCAAGCUACGGGACUCAUAAAGUUGGACACAGUGUACGAUGUAAUGCUGAAUAUCAGUCUGCUGCUGGCAUUGCUUGGAGCAGUUGUGUUUGUGGUCAGUUUCGCGGGCUGCGUCGGCGCGUUAAGAGAGAACACAUGUCUGCUCAAAUUCUAUUCUCUCUGCCUCCUAAUCCUCUUCCUCGUGGAAAUGGGCGGUGCUGUCUGUGGCUUCGCGUUCCCGCGCUCUCUCCACGGCUUCCUCGAGAUUGGCUUCACGGAACGAGUGCUGCAUGCGUAUAGAGAUGACCCUGACCUUCAGAACUUCAUUGAUUUUGCUCAGAGCGACUUCCAUUGCUGCGGCCUGACGUCCGAUGGCUACAUGGACUGGUCGAAGAACGAAUACUUCAACUGUUCCUCACCUUCCGUGGAGAGGUGCGGGGUUCCAUUCUCGUGCUGUAUCAACGCCACGGACAUUGCUUCUGGGCUGGUCAACAUUAUGUGCGGAUAUGGUGCUCAGAACUAUCCGGUGGCCGAAGCGAGCAAGCGUGUCUGGACCAGCGGUUGCAUAGAAAUAGUUCGUUCCUGGAUGGAGCGGAACUUAUACACUAUAGCAUCAGUGGCCUUAGGAGUGGCCCUGUCACAACUAUUCGUUAUUUACCUCGCUAAGACUUUGGAGGGACAGAUUGAGCUGCAAAAAUCCAGGUGGCAGACAUGAAACAGGGGCACGGCGGGCGCCUACCGCGACGACUGUCGCCGCGCGCUGCUGUAGCACGCGGCGCCCGCUCCCGCUGUCGCUACCGCCACCGCUCCCGCCACCGCUCCCGUCGCCGCUCUGCAUCUCUAACCGGUAUUACAAAACAACACGAGUGUACAGCGGUCGGCACAGAGCGCGUCCGCGCCCGCUACCGCUUAUGAGGUAUACAAAAGAAACGUAAUGUGUGUAGCGGCUAGCUAAAGGCGCGCUUUGUUUCCGCUACCGCUCCUGCUCGCUAUUUCCUACAAGUAUGUAUCAAAAAGGACAUGUUGAUAAGCAGAUGUGUUUUCAAGUAGUAAACAGUGAAGUGAGUCAUGAGACAUAAAAUAAAAUCGACUCUAAUAUAAAGGUUCCCGUUUUUGAGUGGUUUUAAUGACAACUCUCAGUCAUUCUUAUUUCAGCAAUGUGGAGGCACACUGACAUUUUAUCCCACCAGGCGGCGCCUGUGCAAGUGUCUAGGCAUGUCACUGUCAUUCAUAUGUGUGAGAGAGAAAAAAAACAUAUCUUCUCGCUCUCACGUAUGAAAUUCUUUAUCUGUGCAAUGGACUAAUAGAGUGGCGCCAUCUGUCACCUUUGAGUAUGCCUCCUCAUUAAGUACAUUUAAAAAUUGAUUUACACUCGUCCUACUUUUCAUUACUUAAAUUCCCAUAAGAGUAUUUCUCAUAAUCACAAAACAAAAACAGUUGGCGCGCGGAUGACGUAACACAGUGAAAAAGUAUGCAGUGGAAAGGUAGCUUUAAACUUGACGGCGUUACCCAGUGUGACGCAGUGGACAAAGUGAAUGUUUGUAAACGUAACACAAUGGACUGGAAUUAUUAUAAUGUCCGACAAACUUGGUUUGUUCGGACAUAAGCCAAAAAAAGCAGCUUAGUUAUAGUAAAAUCUACUUUUUUCUAUCUCAUGGAAAAAAUAUGUAGGGCCUGAGGGCACGCUCGGAGCGGAGCGUUCGGCGGGGCGGGCGAGUGCAUACUAUACACCGUGUUUUUUUUAAUUUCCGUUAAAUUC